Messenger RNA from Humulus lupulus (European hop), 3060 nucleotides. Its product is annotated as RNA polymerase II degradation factor 1-like. NCBI's taxonomy places the organism in Eukaryota, Viridiplantae, Streptophyta, Magnoliopsida, Rosales, Cannabaceae. The coding region runs from base 1438 to 3060 and encodes 540 amino acids. The record is from RefSeq and is a predicted model, not a curated record. The transcript is spliced from 10 exons.
CCUCUCUCAUCCCUACCUGAUCUUCGUUUCUCCCUCUCUCUCUCUCGCAUGCUCUCUGCUAGGCCCGAACGACGAGGGCAGGGGCUCGGGGAAUGGUGGUCGACGGCUGCAGGGGGGUCGGGCUUUUCGGCGGCAGGGGGCUCAGGGCUGGGCUCGACAGCAACGACUGGUGGUUCGAGGCUGGGCUCGAUGGCGGGUGGGGAAGUUUUAGGUCUGGGCUCGAUGGCGCAGGGGCUGGGCAGAGGGUUGUUUGGCUUCGGGGCUGAAUGUUUCAAAGAACAACACAUUAUUGAAUGAUUUUACUGCUAUUUUUAGAGGGAACCCGACAGAGUGGUCAAGGAGUCAAAGCUAAUUUUGUUAUUAGCAAAUUUAAGUUUUAAGGGAAUAUUUGGUUGAUUUGCUUGAGAUGCCAGGAGUACUUAGCCAGCCAGACUCUUCACUUAAUAGUGCAUUGUCCAUUUCAGUUUCUUCACCACUUUGCCAUCCUAAAUUUAAAUCUGUCAAGACUGCUUAGAACCUUCAGAUGUUGGCAAAACUUUAUUUCAUUGAAUUUGGAUCUCUGUCUCUUGCUUUUGACGACAAUUCUUCAGGCGAGUAAAGAAAGGGGCUUGAGGAGGAGAAGGGCAUUAUCAUUCGAUUUAUCAUUGGUCAUAGUGCCACAUCAGGGGGUAUUCUAGACAGAGCUAUUGAAGCAGAGGAUAAGAAACAUGGAGAUAUUCUAAGACUGGACCACGUUGAAGGUUACCUUGAAUUGUCUGGCAAGACAAAAAUAUAUUUUGCUACUGUUGCUGCUUUGUGGGAUGCUGUACAUGUAAAUAUAGCAUUUGUGACGUGGCGAAUAAUCUCUUGACACGUGGCUGAUACCUGAAGCGGCUGCUAGAGUAUCGACCAGGAGACACACCAGAAGCAGGACAAGCCUAUCUUUACCACGACCUGUCUGGUCGGUGGUUCCGCUGGCAAAGCAACAUUUAUGGGAAGAUCUUAUAAACCCCGAAUUUAUCUCAUGCAAUCUUCUGAAUAUCCCAUGAUUCAGGGGAUAAUAUCUGUAACAAUAUUGGGCAACCCUCCAUGAGCCUAUAAAUAGAAAGAGAUGGCUCAUGGGAAGGGACUUUUGGAGCCUGGGAAUCAUUGAGAUUAUAGAAUUUAUCUGAGAAAAACUUGUAUUGUUUAUCAGAAGUGUUGAAACUCAUUGAAUCCAAGUUCUCUGAUCACACUUUUGAUCCCAUAUCAAUAUCAUUCUAAGUGGACGUAGGUCAUUACCAGAUCCUGGGGCCGAACCACUAUAAAUUACUGUGUUUUCUUUACUUUUGUCAUUCGUUAUUCUCUAUCUAUUCGUCUACAUCAUUCAUAUUUUGACUCAGUGUCAGUUGGCUAAAUCAUGGGUCAACAUUCUGGUGCUUUCAUUGAGAGGACGAUUCAUCGUUGUUGAUAAAACUAAUGGCGAAAGCAGGGAAGAAAGCUGCUCAGACCGCCGCCGCUGCACCGUCGAAUCCGCCACCUCCUCCUCCACCUGCAAGCAUGGCGGAAGAUGAGCCACAACUAGAUUUUGAAGAGGAGGAAAUGGACGAUGCGACUUUGAGGAGCACCUUGGGCACGUUGCAGGAAGAGUUGGCUAGUCUGAGAGCCAAUCAAGAGACUGCCGCAGAAGCUAUGGCAAGGCAGCAGCAGGAACUUGAUCAUCAGCGGGCGGAGUUAAGCGAGAGACAAGCGGAGGUGGAUCGCCGCCAGACCGAGGCCAUGGCAGCCCUUGAAGCGGCCUUGCUGUUGGCCAGAAAUCAGGCCGCGCCUGCCUCGCAGCCUAACCAACCUGAAAAUGGGCCACCCCAGGGAGGUCCCAAUCCUAGUCCACCGAUCCAUCCUUCAAGUCCGCAAAGGCCCGAACAGCCCCAGAUGCCCCAUGACGACGUCCCACUGGACCCCGAGGCAGAUCCACCAUCCCAAGCUGCUCGAGGUAAUCCCCCGCAGCAAAGGCAGAAUAGGGUCGAGCGACAGCCUCGUAGUCCUAGACGCCGCGAGAAUGAUGGGCCACACCAAGCGAACAGGGGUCACUACCCUCCUGGUAACAGGAGAGACUUGGAGUUAGGCUCUGCGGUCCGUGGACCCCAACGGCAUGAUAAUGCACGGGGACAUCGCGACCAGCGCAGGCCACCCUCUAACGCUCGGGGUGUUUCUGCCAGAGACGGGAAUAGAGGGAACAACCAGUCUUACCACAGCCAGUCAAAGUUCAAAGAUGGUCACGGCUACAACGAGGCUGACUCAUGCAAGGACAAUGCUGAUGGGAGGAACGGAAAUAGAGGUAAGAGCAGGAGCCAAAUACCUCAAGAUGAUCAACCAAAUAGACAAGAUGCUGGGGGGCAACCCAGGCAAAAUAAUGUCUUCAACCGGCUCGGAGGUAGCGAGCAACGGAGAAGAGAGGAAGAUCUAAGAGACAUACUCAAUGAUCGUCGAGAGAAGCAUGGUGAGAACAUCCCCCCAGCAGCAGAGACCGUAGCUAUUCCUACUGCGUUGCAAGCCCAGAUAGACGCACUAAAUCAGGCUGUGCAACAGCUGGUCGGAGGAAGGACCUCUUACAUCGACCACGAUAGAAGAAAAGGCACUCCAUUUAUCCAAAGAAUAGCCAACGCAGAGACUCCCAGCAAGUUCAAGAUGCCUACGCUCCCAAACUUUGAUGGAUACGGGGAUCCCGUCUUGCAUGUGAAUAAGUUUGAAAUCCAGAUGGACAUUCAGAAAGUGUCCGAAGACGCCAAAAUUUGGCUCUCUUGUACAAUCACAAGCAUACCUAGGGGAAUGAAGAAGCUUAUCUCAACUUCAAUGAUUAGAAGUAGACAAUGUGAGACACUGACUUUCAGUCGGAUUUCUGGAUGGUGCAAAAAAUAUUUUGUUACAUUCAUGAAUGCAAUUUCUGAAACAAUUGUGUCGAUUAAGUCUUUUUUGCCAUCAACUGGCAUUGGAGCUCUUUCUGCGAGAGAAGCUGAAGGAAGAGCUAAUGUAUCUGUUGGAGAGAAGGGUAAAAGUGUCACACACGCUUCUCAUAUAUCAUUUGGUUUGUCCUUUUUAUGA